Sitophilus oryzae (rice weevil) is the source of this 768-nucleotide messenger RNA. RefSeq names its product piggyBac transposable element-derived protein 3-like. Gene Ontology annotation, molecular function: sequence-specific DNA binding. Bases 1 to 768 code for a protein of 255 amino acids. The transcript has a single exon. NCBI's taxonomy places the organism in Eukaryota, Metazoa, Arthropoda, Insecta, Coleoptera, Curculionidae. The record is from RefSeq and is a predicted model, not a curated record.
AUGCGUUUUCUUCAUUGCGCCAAUAACUCCAAACCAAAUUUGGACGACAAAGCGUGGAAACUUAGACCCUUUAGAGAGAAACUGAAAGCUAAAUAUUUGCAACAUUAUCAGCCAGAAAAGCAUAUGAGUUAUGAUGAAAGUAUGAUAAAGUACUAUGGUGGACAUCCAUGUAAGCAGUUCAUUCGUGGUAAACCCAUUAGAUUUGGGUACAAAAUGUGGGCACUGAAUACAACAUCGGGAUAUUUAGUAAACUGCGAAUUGUAUCAGGGAAAAAAUAGUUUACAAGAAGUAUACGAAAAGGAUUUUGGAAAAGCUGCUGCACCAUUUGUUUCAAUGUUGGACCAGUUAAAAGGGAAAAAAGAGAGACCAUAUGAACUGUACUUUGAUAACCUCUUUACUGGUUUAAAUCUUUUAGAACACCUAAAAGAAAGGGGCUAUCAGGGUACCGGUACCGUUCGAGAAAACCGCAUACCCAAAAAUUGUCCGAUGUCAGACAAAAAAUCUCUCGCAAAAAAAGAAAGAGGGACAUACGAGGGGACUAUUGAAAAAGAAUCAGGUAUUAUGGUAGUUCGUUGGGUUGACAACAACGUUGUUAGUGUCGCUUCAACCUGUCACGGUAUUUUACCUGUAUCACAAGUAAAACGAUAUAGUUCUGCCCAAAAAAGAAUUCUUAUGAUACCUCGCCCAUUUUUAAUUGGUGAAUAUAACGCACACAUGCAAGGUACAGAUCUCAUGGACGAAAAUGUGUCAAUUUACCUGGUUUGUUGA